Manis pentadactyla (Chinese pangolin) is the source of this 4038-nucleotide messenger RNA. RefSeq names its product sex comb on midleg-like protein 1. The record is from RefSeq and is a predicted model, not a curated record. Lineage: Eukaryota; Metazoa; Chordata; Mammalia; Pholidota; Manidae. Bases 265 to 900 code for a protein of 211 amino acids. The transcript is spliced from 3 exons.
CUGAUAGGGGGCGCACCGGUCCAAAGCAGCCGCGGCUUACGGCAGACGCGUUACGUAAUUGAGCGCGACUUCCGGUGCGCGUACUGUUCUCGAUCCUCUCGAUUCUCUCGGGAUCCUUACCGUCUUUGCAGUUGUCGCUCGAAGGACGGACCCCUGCUAGCCGGCUCCUGCCCCCUUCGGAGGCCGAAGUGGCAGUCUCUAAGGUCAGAAAAGAAGUCACCUCAAGAUGCAUACACAUGUUCUAAUGGCCCGCUUUCCAAAAAGAUGAAACUGAAGAGAAGGGAAUCUAACAAUGGAGAUUCUUACCCUCAAAGUUGUUGCCACGUUUUGCCAGUAAGAAGGCAGGAAAAUGAUUUCAUUAGCAGCAUUGUGGGAACAUAUUUCCGCUCCAGUGGGUUCUGUGAGCAGGAUCUAGGGGUGAUCCACCUGGAGCUUAAAGACACACAGGAGGAGCAGGAGGAAGUGGAGUGGGAGCGGAAGUGGCUGCUGCGUUCAAACCAGAGCAGCCCCGCUCCCUCCGACAUUACCGCUGAUUCCUAUCAUUCGUGUCUAUGCCCGGAUGAUACACCAGAGGGCACCUGCUCCGGGCCCUGCUCUCCCGGCCAUGGGGCCCACAGCACCAAUAGUCUCUCCCCAUCUGCCGACUCUCCCACAGCGGUGUCUGCAGCCCAGCCGGCCCAAGCUACAGGUGCAUCACCAGUUAGCGCUGGCUCAGAUAUGCUACAAAGAAGCUUCUCUGAUGACCCUGCAUCUUGGUCCAUGGAAGAAGUGAUCCUGCUCCUGAAACAAAAAGAUCCUCAGAUAUCAGGCCUCCUCGCUGACAUCUUCAGGGAACAUGUAAUGUUGGAGGGACCAGUGCAUCUUUUGAUCUGGUUUUCCUGCCGUAAUGUCUUUGAAUGACCUGUGCGCAGGCCCUUCAGUUGGAUGCUCCUUAGUGUGGAUGGUGGGGAAGCCCUACCACCUGAUUUUUCCAUUUGUGAGAAACGUUGCUUUUCCCAGGGCUAGAUCCUUAAAUGGUGGAGGCUGGAUCUGUGCUUUAAGUGGGUGCCUGCCUGCAUACCUAAAAUCCUAUAAGCCUUCAAGUUCUCAAGAGAAGGUGAUUCGGCAUAGCCACUCUCGGGUGUCUUCUCCUUGUAACAGCAGCUACAAGGAUCCUCCUUCCCACCUGCUCCCUGCUCGGCCCCAGGAUGUGAGUGGGAGGGGGGUGACCGCAAGCUGUGACAGGGUGUCCUCCUUGUUAAUGACACCCGGUGAAUCCAGCAGCGGAUUACGUUUGGCUCCGUUCCUUUAACCUUAUAUGGUUAUCGACACAUUGGGAUGCUGAUACUCUCAGACUAUUUACAAAGAAACAUCGUGGCCUUAAUUUUUACAAGUUCUACUUUCUUGAAAUUCUGGCUUUAGUUAGUAGGAAACAUAUGGAAGCUGCCUGACAAAGAUAGUACUUUAAGGGAAGUCAGGUCUCUUCAGACAGUGAUUUACGUUUCUGCAGUUUUGUUUUUAACUCAGAACUGGUGAAAUCCAAAUAACAUGCUUCAGUAGCAUCACUUGGUCAAUUAAUAUGAUAAAGAAAUUUAGGAGGAUGCCUUGUGACUCCCAAGUAAUAUUUUUAUAGUGUUUCCUAAUGAAUAAAAUUGGUGGCCACAUAUCUGAUGUACCCUUUUCACGAUGGUAAAAAAAUCAGUAAAUUGUUUCUGCAUCUAAUUAGCAUCAGGUAACUAAUUAGUUUUCAACAUCAAGACAACACUGUACAUAGAGCACAUGUAUAGUAUGUACUGAUGCUGACAUACUAAUAUUCCCAGCCCCUCUACAAAAGUUAAAGACCAUCUGAAAUUCCUUUCUAUCUUUCAUAGUUUUCACUCUUUUUGUCAUACCUGUGCAACAUUUCAUUCAUCACAUUGUAUUUAGUAUUUAAAAUGAGGUAGUGUGAAGCAUGGGCCAUUUCUAAGAGACUAGAUUAAAUUUUUCUUAGUUUGCAGUAAAUGUACAGAUGAUCAAAUGGUGCUUCACUGCACAAAGUAUAGAUUUUUAGCAGUCUUUAUCAAGCAGAUGCAGAUUCAGAAUACAUCUGGAGUGAACUGCUCUGUAAUCGGUGUUUACAUGUUCUUACAUACAAAGAAAUAGCCUUUCUGAUAGACUAUGGAAGCAUCAUUAACUAUUAUAAUUUCCUUCUCUGUGCUGGACAUUGAUGGGAAAGCUCUGCUACUCCUCAAGUUUGACGUGAUGAUAAGGUACAUGGGGCUGAAGCUGGGGAUGGCCCUGAAGCUGUGCCACUACAUUGAAAAGCUUCAGGAGGAACAUCACCUCGACAAGUGAAAGCAUGUUUCUGUAGAUUUAGGUUGGAUGUAGUUGUGGGGAGACCAGUGCAUCUUGGUGUAUGAUCAUUUCUCUGCCCUUAGCGAUUUUCGUUGUGUAGAAGUUUCCUCUAAAAAUAUGUUACCUCCAGAAUUGCAUCAAAUUGGUAGUUUGUUCUUUACAUCUUUUUAUUACUUUCAUUGUAUACUUUACAAAUAUGCUUCAUGCAGGAAACAGAGAAAGAACUUUGGUUUCAGUUCAUGUUUAUACAUAGAACCAAAGCAGCUGAAUCCCAAAGGGGAGAUUAAUCCCUAAUUCUUUUGCUGACAAGUUCUCUAAUGAAAUCCAUGAGAAGUUCUCCCUAAAGAUGCAGCUAUAGGUAGAUAUCAUCUUUCUCAAAUAUUUUAUGUCAGCUACUGCACUGUCCUGUUGGUGCUCUACCAGUUUCCCCAAAGGGAAUGGACAUAUAAAUCCCUUUCAUUCCUCUGACUAUGUCUCUGUAUGUUGUUAUUUUUUCUUCUUUAAAGAAAAAAAACUAUAAGCUUUCCUGAAGUGUUCUUACCAGUGUUUUAAUAAAUUAUAAGAAAAAGUAGUUGUUUUACUCAAAAAGUAUUAUACUAUCCAGGUGGUUUGGAGGGAGCCUGGUAGCUCUUUUUAGUUAAGUACCUCGUAUUUUGAAACUUCCGUAUCUUGCCUAAGCUUUGACAUUUAAGUAGGCAUUCAUUGCUCCCAUCCCUCCCUAAAGUUGCAUAUGUCCAAUUGUUUAAAAGGCAAGUAAUUUACUGUGUGUUUAUUCCUCGUGUGGAUACUCCUUCAUAUUUAUCUUUUAUUCUAUACCUGAAGUAUACACAGAAGUAAAUCUUUUUUUCAUUUAAAAUGGCACACUUUGCUCUUCCACAGAGGUAAAGAUUACAUACAGCGAGAUGCGUUUUUUCGUUAAACAUACGCACAUCCUUAGCCACCACUGGGACCUCUCUCCUCACUCUUCAGAGUUUCCACGCAGGGAGGUUCUCUGUCUUGAGCAAUGUUUCUAAUUUGCUUUCUGAGCCGUUUAUCCUACUAAACGUUGGGAAGAAUAUUUUGAUUUGUCAUUGUGCUCUUUAUUUUUAAAAUGAGAACUUUUAAGUGAAACAUGUUCAUUGUUAUUAUUUUGUUAUAAUUACAUUGCUAUAUAACAUAAAGUGUUACUGUUUAUAAGCUAUGAGAAUUGGUGCCACCGUAUUAGCCAUGUGUUAGAAAUACCAACGAAAUCUUCACCAAGACCAAGAAUGUAUAUUUUCUUUGUAGAAAAACACGUGUGCUUCAUAAGCAAAUGCAACUAUUGAUUGGGCAUAAAGAGUGGUUUCAUUUAUGUUAUGUUUUAUCCUACUCAUUUGUGUUAUUCCUUAUAAAACAAGAUUCUAAUUUAAACUUGGGCUUUUUGUCAAAUUUUUGUGUGAAGAUACUGUGUCCAGCUGAACAGACCUCAGGUGCUUGUGUGGAUAAUACAUUUUACAGUUCUCAGAUUUCAAAACACAAUAAAGUUGAAUAAGCACAACAAUUAGUGUAAACCUCAGAUUUGACUUUACUUGCCUUCAGCACAGCAUCAGCAUAUCAAUGUAUGAGUUUAUUAGAGUUGAGAAACCAGCAGUCUAGUUAAACUCUGGGGUUUUAUGUCCAAGUACUUGAGAGUUAACGCUUGCCGUCAUUCUGUGGGUGGACAGAUUCCUGGGAGCAAAGGACUGGUCUCUUGUAGGGGCCUUAAUG